Messenger RNA from Athalia rosae (coleseed sawfly), 6198 nucleotides. It is a transcript of the gene wake, whose product is annotated as ankyrin repeat and fibronectin type-III domain-containing protein 1. Bases 709 to 5307 code for a protein of 1532 amino acids. Gene Ontology annotation, biological process: regulation of establishment of bipolar cell polarity; establishment of mitotic spindle orientation; signal transduction. Gene Ontology annotation, cellular component: spindle. The transcript is spliced from 12 exons. The record is from RefSeq and is a predicted model, not a curated record. Gene Ontology annotation, molecular function: protein binding. NCBI's taxonomy places the organism in Eukaryota, Metazoa, Arthropoda, Insecta, Hymenoptera, Athaliidae.
CGUUCAGCCCGCAGGCAGCCAGCAAGCUAAGCCAGCCCCGUGUACCCAUGUGCUAAGGCAACACAAUCAGACGUCGGUCGAGUUGUUGGACGCUGUUCGAAAAAUUUUCGAGUAGCUUAUGCGUCCGGCACGUUGCAUGGGUGGAAGUGAAAAAAAAAAAAAAAAAAACUAAACGUAUAUCACGGUUGUCGAUAAAUUUUUCAGUUUUUUUUUUUUUUUCUCUUUUUCUACACAUUUUUCCUUUAAAUAAACAGUCCGGGAAAGUGUAAAUAAAGUGAAAUAUGGAAAGUGAAGUUUUCAAUGGGAUACAUGAAAACGGAGUGCUUUCGUGGAAUUUCAAAUAUUCCUGGCACUUGAACGGAAAGGAAGACACUCUAUUCGUCCGGAUACGUUGAGAAAUUUAAUAAUAAUAACGAUAGGCGUCAACCAAAGUUUUGAAACGAUAGUGUAAAUGAAAAAACUUUUGGACAAAAGUUUGUUGCGAUUAUAUCGUGGUGAAUACGUUUCGUGUAAAAAGUACAUUCGGCACAAUUUAUAUUCUACGUGAAGAAUAAUUGUCGUUGAUACGAGGCCGAUCCCGACUGUGAUAAAACAAUACAUAUAGCUUUAACCGAGCCAAAGAGAAAUAAUUAAUCGGGAGGAUGCUAGUGGUAUGGCAUACCUCGUACACGGCGGAAUAAAAGUUUUAAUACGGAAAGAUAUAUUCCGAUGAAAUUUCGCAAGACCAUCUCAACCAGCCCUAAGAUGGAGCUGUUGAGCAGGAGAUCGUCGAGUAACCCAAUUUCAUCGCUGAGGAGAUCGCGGUCCGUGAGAGCUUCGCUGAAACUGGUUGCGAAAAUUCGAAAUCAUGCGAAUCUAAGUGUAAAUUCCCACCCCGUUCCACCACCUCCGGUUUCUCUGAAUCCCGAAGGGAUGGCUCCGCAUCAGGGGAAAAGUCCCCUUCGACAGAAAAACACGGUGGAAGAUAUCAAGGUAAAGGGGGAAGCGAACUCUCGUAAGGGUAGAUCCGAAAGAACGGCCGAAAAAGGAAAGAGGAUCCCUCCCUCGGAAACAAAAGAAGGGAUAUUGUAUCAGACGAUGAAAAGUGUUGGAUCUGAUCUGGACGAGGUCGUGAGCCAAACUUCUGGAGAUAAGAGAGAGAGGAAAGCGUCAAAAAGUGAAGAAAAUCGCCUAAGCACAUCUGCUUUCACGAUCAGGUCCGAAAAAUUCUCUUUUACGGACCGCAUACGGGGUAGACACAAAAAGAAUACGCCCGAAAUAUUUUCGGAGGGGAAAAUAGUGCCGAGAUCAUCGCCGAAAAAUGAAAAUACCGUCGCCCCCUGCGGUAAGGAACAAAUCGCAAAAUCACCGAAAAGUGGCAACUUCUUUCGUCGAGAUAAAUCGAAAAUUGUCAACCCGGUAAACGUCGUCAGCUGCGGAUCUCCGGAUCGAUCGAUUCUGAGACUCCAGACGCUUCGUCAGAUAUUAGGAGAAUUUAACUCGUACGAAAAUCCAACGUUCAGUUUGGAUAACUCGACUAAUUCAGACGUUUCCAACGUUCAAUUGGAUGUCACGGAGUCGUGUAACGCCGGCUCCGAUGUCAAAGAAGAUCAAUGCGAACUGAAAGAAUCAUUUUACAAGGACUUCGAUUCGAGCGAAUCGAAAUCGAACGUGAGCGACGAAAGUUUGAAGGAAAUUCGAAGCUCGAACGAAGGGACGAUUUUACCAGAUUUACCAAAGUCCUCGAAACCAAAGACGAUGGACAACAUCGCUAAUUUUCUUUAUAACAAACGGGGAACAAGCCUCCGUGUUAAAAAAUCAAAAAGUAAAAAAUCGAGCCCCAAGGAUUCCAGAGAAAUUGAAACCAGCCAAAAAUCUACAGCGGAAUUAUUUCAGCCAACCAACACUCGACGAAGGCUGAGUACUUCCGUUUCCAGUUCGAUGUUGCCUACGCGACAAGGCAUGGAGUUCCUGGAGGGAUUUGGAAAAAAAAAGCACCAACAACAAAUUCAACUUGUCUCGGCAACUAAUUUGAAUCCACUUACGGCACAAGCUAGUCUCAACGUACAUUUACACGGUCUGUUCGCUGCGGUGGAGAACGGGCACUUGGACAAAGCGAAAUCGAUACUCGAAUCUACGGACGUUGACGUAAACAGUGUGAACAGCGACGGGUUAUCGCCGUUGGACGUUGCUGUUCUCAGCAAUAACAGACCACUCGCAAAAAUGCUGGUCGCAUUUGGCGCUCAGGAAGGAAACCAAUUCAAAUCUCCGGAGUCUUUGGGAAGCCAUUUAGCCUCCUUACUUUCCGAAGCGGAACACAAAGUCCAAGAACUCGGCGGAAGCUCGAGUAGCACCGGAACGACGCUUCUGGAACCUCCGAGUCACAGGGCGAGUUUCUCGACACCUCACAACAAUCUAACCGGAUGUGGAGGCAGCGCGGAAGACAAGCAACUUGCCAUCUGGGAAAGGAGAGCUCGAGCAUUGAGGAAAAUGUUACUGGGUUUCGACCAAGCUCGGCCACCAGAUAUGCCAUUUUUAGUGGCUGUUGACGUCACCGGUACGACCUCGGUCACGGUUAGAUUUCAAGAACCAGAUUCACACGAUUCUCCUAUAUGUACAAAGUUCAAGGUUCAGUGGAGCGUUAGGGAAGAUUUUUCCAUUAUAUGCGGAGACAGGGAAGUAUUGGAUAUGAAACAACGGGAAUGCAGGGUAGACGAUCUCACACAGGGGCAAAGAUAUUAUUUUAGAGCUGCUGCUGGAAAUUUGAAGGGAUACAGCAGGUUCAGGCCGUCGACACCUGCUCACGUUACCCCAAGCAGUUGGAGGGAUAUCGACGGUAGAUUGCCACGUUUCGCCGGUCGUCUUCAGCAAUUGGAUACUUUAUUUACGGAUAUACGACGACCGGAGUAUACGCAAGAGACGCCGGCGGUUCAGCGACGAAAUCAUAGAAAAAAAACCACCAUCAAACAACUCUUUACCGCGACCAGCAAAUUUCAAAAGAAUUUAAGAAGAGGCGUCUUUUUGGCUUGCUUGUUGUACCACGAGGACAAAGUACUCGUUACGAACGAGGACUUCUUACCGGUCAUAGAAAUUGAUGAAACUUAUCCUAGCUGCAUUUACAACGAUUUUCACUGGCUCAUGAAAGUCGCCUGUACCUGGGACGACGUGAAGUCCCUCAGACAGGAUAUGGAGAAGAGUCAUAGCAGUUCAACCAUUCACUUUAGGAUAAAAUUACUGCAGGCUGCCGCUCAAAUGCAAGCUGCUCUCUGCAUACAAGAUUUGGGUCAACUGUAUCAUAAACCAAUCAGAGAUGUUCAGGGAACGUUGGUGCUAUCCACUGUGAAUUACGUUAAAUCGCCAAAGCUGGUGUCUGUCCUAAAUAGUCGCUGGUUGCCACUCAGCAAAGUUACCAAAAAAUUGAUUACCCACGAAGAUAGCAGUGUCGCCGAUAUCCUCAUGGCUAGCAUAGCAGAACAGAUGACCUACCACCAAGUCAGCAGCGUCAAUCUAUCCAAGGGAUUGUAUUUGGGAUAUCUGAAGAUGCAAAGCAGUGUCGACUUGAUCCAAGUAGUCGUGCCCGCAAAAUCUCCGAACGUUCUGCCUCACUGCAAAAUUCGCGACAAUCCUCAUGUUUCUGCAGAAGAGUGGGAAUAUUUGAAACGCUUGACCAAAAUUCAACCGGGUGAUCAAGCGGUUCUGGAGGACUCCGAGGAGAAGGAGAACGCGACCAACGAAUCGCAAGGAACCGAGCAGCAGAAAUUAUUUGUGGAUCUCGUGUCCGCGACAGCCAGAAGACUCUUCAGUUACAUGGAAAUAAACCCGGACGAUUCGUUGAACCAUCGAUUGUACGACGCCGAGGUCAUUGAUUUGACACCGACCGUAUCGUUUCUGAUAACGGUACCUCCGGCUGAAACGGCUUGUUCCGUACCAGGGACGAGAGAAAUCCUCUUGAAGAGGGGUGACCUCCUAUCUUUGCCUAUCCAAGUAUUCGAAAUGGUGCACCUGAACACCUAUCAGAAGGACGUGAUAAACAGAUACUCCCGAUUGAGCUGCAUCCUCGAACUCGACACCGCUCUGGCGCAGCACAAUCACCGCGAAGCUUUCAGCUCCACCGAGCUCAGCGUAGCCAAGGACAAGUUGGUCAAAUUACAGGAUUUGCAGACUCAAGUCAACACCGUUUGGAAAGGGGCUAGGUGGCUCAUCGACGUUAUAUCGUUCGCAAGAGACAGAGGUUCGUCGCAGCAGAACGUGGGUGGCCAAAUGGCAGGAAUUCCGAUGAAACUUCUGCUCAAUCUUGAUCGUAAUAAGAACAGUAACAGUCUGAAGCGUAGUUUGUUGCAAUUACCUCCACGGGAUCCCAAGUUGGUAAAAUCCAGCCCCGGGCGCGGCAGUUGGCCAGGUCCUAACAUAACGAAUUCAACUUCAAAUUUGUUGACGACAGAAUUCAGUAAAAGUGAACAGCAACUUCCGAGCGGUCAGUACAUCCGUAAGGGUAGCAACACCUCUAAUAUAUCAACUGGAUCCGAGUUGAUGAAAAGCAGCGUCACGUCAAAAAACAAUCUGAUCCCCGUUCAGGCACCCAGACUUCCUCCGUCGAAAUCUGAGGACACGUUGCUUUUGACUCAUUACAAGCAUAGCCCCAGAAACAGAUCCGCCACGAUAACUUCUGCGUCCGCGAGUACGAGUCCGUUGUUGAGUAUAAAACCGAUUCUGUACGGGGGAUCGCUGCUGAGUGUUUCAACGGCGAUGACAAACACUACAAGCAUGUUGAGCGUUAGCAAUACCAAUUCGGACAGUCUUCAUUCGUUGAGCAGUGACGAAUACUCCACUCCGAAUUCAAGCAUCAGUCAUAAAGCUAGCCACGUCAAGUCCAAGAUUUCGAAGCCGACGGCUAGCGUAGCUGCGAUAGCCACUUCCGUGAUGGAGAGUCAAUUGGCUGAGGAAAAAGAUGAAGCCACUAUGAUGCCCGCACCGCUUCCCGGGAUACUGCAGGUAUACGCAGCAUACGAAACUGGUCUUGCAUCGGGUACGAGUCUGAAGCUACACGUUACUCCAAGAACAACCGCGCGCGAAGUUGUGGAUUUGGUGGUUACACAGUUGAACGUUGCGGUGGUCCUCAAGGAUCAGGCAGGGCCAAUUUACACCGCUGACGAGCUACCGAAUUUUUGUUUAGUCGCCGUUAUUGGUGCUAGGGAACGUUGCCUGAGGGAUGACUUCAAACCACUGCAGCUGCAAAAUCCUUGGAAAAAAGGGAGGCUGUACGUCAGACAGAAACAAGAUGUGCUAGCUGCCCUGGAACACAGUAGCAAGCACACCGCGUACUUAUAGCAUAAGGAAGUUGACGAAGAGAAAUAAAGGACAGCUUGCUCCGACCAGAUUUGCCAACUUUGAAGUACAUCGAGUUAUAGUAAAAUGUUGAUUAUGCUUUUUUCAGGAGCAUGAUUGUUGCGAAUUAUUUUCCUUCCACCUAUGUUUCACAUUGGUCGUUCAAUCGUCAAUCGAGUGCUGUGCAUUGAUUCAGACGUGAAGAUUUUACGACAAAACUUAUCUUUGUUACAUCGGAAGUAAACAUUAGAGUUGGAAGAAAUUUGAACGAAUAUUUGUCUCGGUGAAAAAGUAUUUUUCAAAUCCCUUAGUUUGUAUAAAAUACUCGUGUUACGAACGAUUAUAUUUUAGGUACCGAUCUCAGUGUGUAAAUUAUGUUGUAUGAGAAUGAGAACGCAAGUCCAAAUGACGGAUUGGCGCGAUUGAAAACGCGAUUGAAUAAUUGAAUCAAAUUUGAUAUGAAUAUCGAACAGCUGACGUACCAGCUUGUCUAUUAUAUAGAAAUAUUGAAUCACAGAGUAUGAAUAAAUUAGGUAAAAAAAAAUAGAAGUAGAACAGAUCUGAUUACCGUACGAGCUAUCGAGUUAUCAGACGGAAAAAAAAAAGAAAAUUAAUUUGCGAUGUGUCAAAAAUUGAGCACUCAAUGACGAGUGUAGAUAUACGUGGUGUAGAUUUUUGAAAAAAUAUGACUAUUUAUUUAGAGAAAAAAAAAAAUGUUAUUGAUAAAUAGAUAUACCGUGAACACAUGACAAGGGCUUAUAGACUGCUUUAGGCUAGGAGAAAUAGAAUGUAUAAUUUAUAAAAGAUAAAUCGUUUCCUGUUAUUUUAGUUUUAUGUUUGAUAUAAAUGUUGAGUUAUAUAUACAAUAUAUAGAGACACAAAAUUACAUGUAAA